Molecule: messenger RNA, 1356 nt
Organism: Mesorhabditis spiculigera
Lineage: Eukaryota; Metazoa; Nematoda; Chromadorea; Rhabditida; Rhabditidae
Source: the annotation of a GenBank genome assembly
AUGUAUUCCAAAAAUUUGUGGCUCGUAUUUUGCUUUGUGCUACCGGCACUGGGCAGCCCGGCAACGACGGAGCAGCUCCGGCAAUGGAUAGUCGCCAACCGGAAGAGCUUGCCGGAUGGUGUUGGCGAUGUAUGCCCGUUCAACGCGGAUCCGCUGAUCCUGACCGGCGACUUUGCCUACUGCCGCCCAUCGACCCUUGGAGAUUGCCCCGUUGGCUAUCUGUGCGACCAGAGCUUUGUGCUUGGAAGAUCGAUUUGCUGCCGCGACACCCGGCCCAAGCAGCCCACCCCCAACCGUCCGGCUACCGCCUCGUCCGCCCGCCCGCCGUUCGUCUGGAAUACCGUAACACCAGCCGUGCCCGGGCAGCCAGGCUCUUCCCAGACCAAAAACCCGCUGACGACCAAGAACACCCCGUGGUACAUCAAAAAGGACAGGACCGGCUGGACAUCGGCUUAUAACCGUGUCACCCCGACCAAGGAAACAUUUGCCCCGUCGACUGAACGCUCGACUACUCCUGCCACCACCACGACCACCACAUCAACCACCACCCCCGCAACCACAACCACCACCACGACCACCACCACAACGACGACCGCCGCCCCCACGACGACCACCACCACGACUGCCGCCCCGGUCCCAAAGAAGGCUAACCCUUGGGGACGUCUGUGGACCACUACCUCGCCGCCUGUUUCUACCGUCAACGUCUCCGUGUUGCAGGCCGGAUCGAUCCGCACAUUAAAGGAUGGCCAGCAAGAAAUGGUGUCCGCCAUCACCCUGGUCAACGACAACGGCUUCUACCUGUUGAUCGACACCGGCUCGUCCUCCGACACCGAGCGGCUCCUCCACAGCCUGGCGAAGGAGGAGGUGACGCUCGACCAGAUCGGCGCCAUCGUCGUCACCCAUGCCCACCCGGGCGUCAUGGGCAACCUGAACUUCUUCGGCCAGAAGCCCAUCCUGUUCCACUCGCUCGAGUUCAUCGGCCGUCACGUCACGCCCACCGAGUUGAAGGAUCGACCAUACCGAAAGGUCUCGCAAAAUGUCGAGGUCUGGAAGACGCCCGGCCACACCCAGCACGAUCUGACCGUCCUCGUUCACAACGUGGCCGGCUACGGAACGAUGGCCGUCACCGGCGACCUCAUCCCCAACGAGCAGCUCAUCGCUGAAAAGCGCGACAUCAUGUCCGAAGAGGGCGUGUGGGACUCGGCAAUCAAACGCCAGAACGCCAACCUGAUCAUCUGCAUGGCCGACUGGAUCGUGCCGGGCCACGGCACGCCAUUCCGCGUCCUUCCACACUACAGACAAAAGGCCGGCUGCACCCGGCUACUCCAGCAGCGCUACAGCCUCAACCAGUUUGCG